Messenger RNA from Neodiprion virginianus, 2769 nucleotides. RefSeq lists its product as uncharacterized. The transcript has 8 exons. The record is from RefSeq and is a predicted model, not a curated record. Lineage: Eukaryota; Metazoa; Arthropoda; Insecta; Hymenoptera; Diprionidae. Gene Ontology annotation, molecular function: receptor ligand activity. Bases 890 to 2179 code for a protein of 429 amino acids.
UUUGUCAUGAGAAAUAAAACGUAUUUGAAACAAAAAAAAAGCUCACUAGUCACACUCACAAAGUCAAUUUUUUAUACAGUUUCAAUGAAAUGAGAUUAUUUGCAAGAAAUGGAUUUACAAUAUUUCAUAUGUUCCAAACAUUUUGACUUCAUUCGCGGAUAAAUAAUAACCAUAAAAUGCGCAAAAUAUUCUCACACGAUAAUGUUUACGGGGCUAUCAUACUUUUGAAUUCGCUCGAGAUUUUAGGGUCUAAUUUUUGAUUCGAUUCAUUUUCCGAAAUUUCACUCCGCUGAUUAAAGAGAAAGGAAGUAUUCAUUAAUUUUUUAAAUUCUUAUUUCAAUUUGUUCUCGAAUUACGAAUUUCUGAAAAAUAUCAAUUCAGGUUUUUCAAAUGUGUAAAUCAAAAACGUAGGGAUCUUAGAAGGAUAUUUUAAGGAAGGAUAUGUCAACAUGGAAGCAAACUCCUUAAGACGUCUGCUUAAAUUCGGCUCCUAGGGACUUCGGGCCCAAGAAACCCGCUUUGGCACCGAAGCUGAAUACAGAGUAAUGUUGCCUCGGGAGUGGGGAGGCUCACAUUGCAGAGACUGCAGACUGGAGAGUGGCAGUCUCUGCGUGAAUGUAGUAAACAAAAGAUGGGCCCACGCCGCAGGAGAGUAGACGAACUUUUGUUGACUUAAUAUUGGAAAUCAGUUGAGCCUUCAACCGUCCAAGAAAAAGAUUGGAACAUCCUGCAGAUCGCGGCCAUGGCACUAGGAAGAUCUGAACCGAGUACGCUUCGCUUUUCAUAAAAUUACACGCUGCAAAAUUCUGGAAUCUUGGUAAAAACGAAGCAAAGAAAUAAAAAAUCAGCUGGACUGAAUCAAUUGUGAAAUUGAAAAGAAAGGGAAAAAAUGACAUUGACCGGUGUGAAAACAGCAGGUGUAGCAAGUGUUAUUAAAAUGCAUGAGAAUGUUAAGGAAAGGACGACGAAAGUUAUUGAUGUAAACAUAAAUGCAAACCUUACUGUAUCAAAUUCUAAGGGGUCAAAAUUUGCUGAAAAAUCACUCCUCUUCUGCGUUUUUUUUUUUACCAGCAUAUUCAUCAUUAUUCUUUUCACUGUAAGAAGAGAAUUACAGGCCCUUAAAUUUCAGGAACAAUGCAUAGAGACAAAAAUCGCCAUUCUGAUGUCCAAGUAUGAGAAAGUUAGCUCUCAACUGAAUCGUAUCCGUUCUUAUACAAAUUACAACAAGUAUCGACCUAUAACUAAUUCAUACAAAUCAGAGCUAAUCUUCUCUUCAAAUGACAUACCUCUUCGGUCGUCAAGUACCGACCAAGAAAAUUCAGGUCUUAAUCGAAAAGAGAAUAUCAUCUCAACUGUGACUGGAGACGAUCAUAAAAAUCAUAAAGAAUAUUCGAAAAACGCUUUGAUGAAAAGAAACCAAAGCAAAAUAAAUAAUCGUUUCAUAAGAACAAUAACAAAUGUCACAGAUGAGAAUGACAAUCCAACAUUGGAAUACGUACAACAAAAUUUUGCUGACACAUUGAGCUUGAAUACAGACAGAGAAAAUAAUGAGACAAAGAAUGUGAAAAAUGAUGAUAAUAUUGGUCUGUGGAGCGAAGCCAGGACAAGAAUCAGAAGAGAUAAUGAAAGGAGAGGUAAAAUACGGACAAAGAACAAAAGGCGGCCCAACCGCAGUCGCAGGCGAUUGGGACCGUUAGUGGCAACAUUCGUUGGAGCCAUUCCGGAGCAGCACAUAACAGACCAAGGUAGUGUAAUUGGUCCAUGGGUGAAGCUUACCAAAGACACAUCAAAUUACGAUCUUCAAAGAUUCCACUUAACAGAAAAUAGCAAAUCGAUUGAAAUCACCGUGAAUGGAUUGUAUAUGAUAACAGCGCAGAUGUUCUACUUUGGUAAGCACACCAAUUACUCGUACUGGAUUCUGGUCAAUUCGGAAGGUGAAUCGCGGACCCAAAAAAUUACAAAAUGCUCAGCGGUUGCAAGUACAUCCGCCAACGAAGUAUCUUGCCAUACAAAUGUCGUUUUACCUUUAAGGAAGGGUGACAGAGUGCGAAUUCAACAAGAAGAACGUGAUCGACUCAUAAAUUUACGAGAAGGACUCAGUUAUGUACAGCUGGUUUUACUAUCAAAUGAAGCUGACAGGAAACGAAGAGAGCUUCGAAAGAGUCCCGCAAUUGAAUAAUAAAUGUACAAUGUAACAGUGUGAGAACAAGUAACUGCAAACUAAUCGGACGAAAUAAGAUGAACAUUACAAUAUCAUCAAGAAUUGAAACCUCGUAACGAUCAUUGUUAGUAUUGGUUCUGUUUUUUUUAACGGACACACAGUUAAUGUUACACAUAUCUAUUUUAAGUUAAAUGCUCAAAGAUUUUUAUUGUUACCAUUGUUCAAUAUGCAGACUGUGACAAUAGUAUCCAUGAUCUCAACUGAUUUUGAUACUGCCAUUUUUAAUAGUGAGAUUUAGGCAUGAACGAAAUUUUCUCAAUGCGAUUUUUAGUUAGCAAGUACGAAUAAUACUAUAUGUAUUUAGUUGUUUAUCAAGAUUACUUGAUAUUAUAUAAUGUUUGAACCGAAGAAUGUCAUAAUUAGCUAUCAGCAAUUAUAAGAGUGGCGACUUACUUUCAAGGAUUAUUUUAGUUGUAAGAAAACUAUGUACUCCAAUACCUCCAUUUGUAUAGACCAUUGCUCUUUUUUUCAUUACCACUAACAAUAAUUAAUGACGUGAUUUAAAAUAAAGUCAACAAAAGUAUGAUAACCAUAGAUGCAUGUGUGAA